UUAAUUUUUUUUUUUUUCUACAGUGAGGUUCAUUUUUCCCCUCGAACCAGGGGUAUUGGGUAUUUUCAAAUACCAGAAUAACAUUUUGUGAUUAUGAUCUUAGAUAAAAAGUUUGAAAAUUAACGCUGACACAGUGAUCCCUCAGAAGUAGUCCAGCGAAAGUGAAACGAAUUAAGGAUGGGAAAAACAGAGACAAAAAGCACGUUCAGUCUCUAACAUGUGAUGGCGAUCCUGACAAUUAUUUUAAUGGAAUUGCGGGCCACCUGCGCUUCUGGCUACAGAGGACUGCAUUGCGCUGAAAAUAAGAUGAGAUAACCACAGAAGGCGUCGUGGGAUGCGGACGCAGAUCACUUCUUAAUCUAGACGACUCGGCGAAAAGUGUCGCGUUUGUUGACGUUAAGAGAGAUAAGGAAUGUGCAUGUUUUGUAGGCGAUUUUAAUUCGGAGAAAGUUGUCUGUGACUUGAGAACUCGAUGAAGGAGAAGAGGAAAAAAGUGAUGUAAUGGUGUGAUAAGUGUGUGUACUGAAGGAAAAAGAGAAUAUAGAAACAAAGGGAGAAGCAAGUGAGGAGAGGACGAAGUGUGUGGAACGAAAUAUAUACAAGUGCAUAAUUUGUGAAAGUGAAACACGAAGAAGAACAACCAUGUGAAGGACGUUAAUUUGACAGAAAAGAUAGAAUGGACGUGAAAUGAAAGCAGACGCGCAAUAAUGCCAAUGAAGGACAAAUAGCUGUCGGAAGAGAGCCACACCAACAGCCUUUAAAUGCGCCAGUGACAUUGUGAUCGUUGCAACAAAGAGCGGAAAACGAGCCUUAAGCACGGACGACACAAGGCCUAAAAUGCCCAUCACGCCGUUAUAGGCAGGGCCAGAGGAGUUCGAAGUGAUGUCUGGUUUACGCCGAUGGAAGCGCCUUCUUGGUGGCCUUGGUGUCAGCAGGAGCAACGGCAGGAUGGGGAGGCCGGUGCACUGCCUGCUGCUGCGCCUCCCGCUCGUGGUCCUCCUGCUGGGCACCCUCCCUGCUGCGCUCGCCGAAGACUUCAACCUGGCGCGGGGCAAGCGGGCGCUGCAGAGUGCCACGCUGUGGUCGUACGUGCCCGAGAUGGCGGUCGAUGGCAACCCCGACACCUGCUCCUUCACCCCCCGCGGCCCCGACCCCCCCGGGGGCGGUGCACCCCGGCCCCAAGUUCAAAAAUCAUACGUCGGCGUCACCAUCAGCCCAGGAUCCUUCCAGGAGUUCACCAUCUACGUCAUCGAACUGCUGACGGACAACAAGGCGCUGUACAAACCCUGCACGACAUUCAAGGGUGUGUUCCAGACGCACAAGGCCAUCUUCCAGUGCAACGACGGCCUGGGUCACCCCGGCCAGUUCGUGUACAUCCGCGACGACCGGGAGGAGCAGGAGUACUUCGGACUGUGCGAGGUCGAGGUCUUCGCCUUCAGGGAGCGCAUCCCCUGCGGCGAGCCGGAAGUGCCUGUCGAGGGCGAGGUGGAGCGUGAAGGCGAAACCAAGGCCGUGUACACCUGCCGCGCCGGCUUCCGGCUGGAGGGCGACCCCGUCCUCACCUGCUCCUCCAAGGGCAAGUGGGAGGGCCAGGCGCCCAGGUGCAAGGAGUCCCAGUGCCCCCCUCCGGGCCACAUCAGCCACGGCUUCAUCGAGGUGGCCAACUUCCGUGGCGUGUACGGCUACGGCACGGUGGCCACGUACAGCUGCAACCCCGGCUACGUGCUGCAAGGCAACAGCACGCGCACCUGCGACCACUCGGGCAAAUGGACGCUCGAACCGCCCUCCUGCCAAGCCGUGACGUGCGGGCCGCCGCCGGUCUUCGCCAACGCCCGCUACACCCUCCUCAACGGCUCUACGCACUGGAACGGCAUCGCCGUGUACUCCUGCGCCGACGGCUACAGGCUGCAUAGAGACACGGGCGACACCGUGUCCACGUGCAUGGACAGCGGGAGCUGGAAGUUCAUCAACGUCACGUGCAUCCCCGUGGAGGCGCCGGCGACAGCGGCGGGCGUGCGGCGAGGCAGCGGGCGUGCGCUAACAUUUGACCAGGACGCUGCGGGCGCAGCUGAGCCGCAGGGUACGCAGGGCCUGGUGGUUGCCUUAGCCAUUAUGGCGGGCCUUCUGACGGCGGCCAUGCUGGUCGUGGGCGUCCUCCUGGCGCGGCGCCACCUCAUCUCCGGCCCCGGGUCGCUGCGCUCGCUGGUGCGCUCCUCGCCCACCAAGGACGCCACGCUCUACGGCGCCAUGGUCGGUCCGCGCCACCACGACGUCUCCAACACCAUCAGCGCCAGCAGCGUCGCCGGGACCAUGCCCAGCUGCCUGGGCCCCGCGGGCGGCCCGGGCGCGCCUCCACCUAGGGGUGCGCUCUUCCAACAGAACCUGCUGGCCAACCUGCCAUUGCGGCCGCCCGACCAGCACAGCCUCGCCGGCAGCCACGGCACCGCCGUCACCGCCUCCGAGCUCGACGACGACCCCAACUAUGCGCAGAUCCCCGGCCAGGAGCCGCCGUACGAGCGCGUGCGCACCCGCUCCGAGCACAGCUACGAGACGCUGCGCAAGAAAAGCUUCGCGUCCGACCUGGACAGCGAGGCCGGCAGCGUGCUGGACGACAAGGACAGCGUGGGCUACGAGUCCCUGAAGGACGCCAAGGGCAAGGACUCGGGCUACGAGACGGUCAGGGAGAAGGACCACGACUACGAGACGGUCAAGAGCAAGGAGCCCGGCUACGAGACGCUCAAGGGCGCGGCGGACCAUGGCUACGAGACGGUGCGCGAAGCGGGGCCACGGCACCACGGCUACGAGACGCUCAAGCCCAAGCCUCCGCCGCCCAGGACGGAGGGCGGCGCCGGCGAGGGCGAAGACACGGUGCCGGACAUUUUGCAAAACCUGUCGAGCGGCGCCCAGGGCGGGGACGUGCCCCCAGAGAUCAUGGCGCUCUACGCCCGCGUCGACAAGACCAAGAAGCGCCGCCGCGCCGCCGCCAGCGACUCCGACAGCCCGCUGCCGAGCGCGGCGAGCUCCCCGACACCUCCCGACGCCGAGAACCCCCCCUCGUCGCCGAGCGUCAGUAGCGACUUCAGCCACGCCCCCACGAGCUCCGGCGUUAGCAGCGGCUCCGCACACUCGCCCGUGUGCCCCAGCAUCAGCAGCACCAGCAGCACCGCAAGCAUCAGCGAGCCGCCCACAGACGUGAGCUUCGUGAGCGAGUCGAGCGCGCCGGCCGCUGGAACCCAGGCGGCGCGAGAACUUAUCCGGAAGUUCAACCGCCUCACCAGCGACGAGGAGGCGCCCUUCCCGCGCAGCCGUCAGGGUAGCGUCGCCAGCGACACGGGCAGCCUGCGCCCCCUGCCACCCCUGCCCAAGGACAUCAACUCGCCCACGACCCCCUGAGGGAGGGAGGCCAGCCACUGACGACCCCCUGGGCGAGGAGAGUUCCGAGAGCUUGCAUCAAGAUCAAAGAGAAAAAAGAAAACUGGCUUUGCUUGAGGCCGGGGCAGGACUCGGUUAUGAACUUCGAAAGGAAAGUUAAGAAAGAGUUUCUUGCAUAUUACGUGACAAUGUGUGCACUGAACAUAAUACGAGAAACUGAUUCACUUUGCCAGUGCUAUGAUGUGGCUACUCGUCAAACCCAGAUUGUGGUUCAGGAAAUUCAGAAUCGGAAGAUACUUUUGCUAAGAAACUAUAAAUAUUCUUCAUAUAUGUAGUGGAGGAUCAGCUGUUUAUUGCUUCAGAAAAUAUAUAUUUAAAAUCUAUGUUGAUCACUGCAGAUUUGUAUGUAACCUUGUAUAAUUGUAUAAAAGCGAUAUCAUAAUGUGUUAGAUUUUAGUUUUGUAAAAGUUAAAGGCGACUGUGUUAAUACAAUGGUAAUGUGCAUAUAUACCUGCACAAUAAUAUUCAUAAUGUACUUUUAUGAACUAAUUUCUUUUAACAGAGUAUACUGUCUUCUUUUGCCUUGAUAAAAUAUACAGGAGACAUGGACAAUAGAAAAAACUACGUGUUUAUAUGUUAUUUUUAUAUUCAGAGACAUGAUUAUUCCUAGCAAAUCAUACAUACAUUCUACACAAAUUCACAUGCAAAUUCUCUCUCUCACACACACACACGCACACACACACACACACGCACACACACACACACACACACACACACACACACACACACACACACACACACACACACACACACACACACACACACACACACACACACACACACACACACACACACACACACACACAAACACAAACAUUCUUUCCUCCCAGGUUUUCCUAAGUAACUGAAAUAAAAUAUCAUAUACUUAACUUCUAUAGACACUAGUUUUCUUGUGAGACCGUUGAUUAAGAGAAACAAGUCCAUUUACUGUUCACAUCUCCUGAGAAGUCAUUUACUAGUCAGUUAAAUUGCAUUAAGUAUUUUUAUGGCUUGUUCUUUGUGCUCCCCGCUUUUCAGCUGUAAUCUUAAUUAUCUUUUACCUUGGGCUAUUCCAAAGUGGAUUAGGUCUUCACACUGUCCGUGUUUUUUACUUUUUCCUUCUGAUAUGUUUUUAGUAUCAGUGUGUGUUUAGAUGUCAUAUUUAUGAAAGUGUAUAAAGAUAAUUUUUUUUGUAAGUGUGUUAUGUUAAUUUCUCAAUUUAUGUGUGAACCAGCUGCAUCUGCCCACAUGGCAGAUGUAACACUGAAAAGUUUUUAUAUAAUUAUAAUUAAGUGUGAAUGUACUUAUAUUCUAUGAAAUAUAUUUUUCAUCCGUCAUAGAAAAUGGUUAACUGUUAACACUUAAAAAUUAAAAACUACUGAAUAUUUAUUUAUAAAUAUAUACUUAUAUAGUUCUUCUAAACUAAUUAGCUUCACUAUCCCUUUUCAAGGACUGUAUAUUGUGGCUACUAAUGACCUUACUGUUCACCUUCAUCAAUAACUUCAUAAAAAGAAAAGGCACGAAGAAGUUUCUACGUGAAUAAAGAAUUAUAUUUUAUGUGCUUUUGGAGGACACUUCAAAGUAUAUGAAAAAAAUAAUCACAGAAACUGUCUAUGACCAUCUUUUGAAAUCAUGAGUUCUGUUAUUAGUCAACUUUUAAUUUACACUUUCUAUCCUAGUAACUGAGAUAACAGAGGAGCCACCCUUCAUAUCAUCACAUAGAGAUGUAAAUAAUUCCAACUAUGGAAUAUAUUAAGGGACCAAACUAUUUAUUCUUUGUAAGUUAAUGCACUUUAUAUCUAUGUGAAUAGUGUAUGAUAUUGUACAGAAUGCUUUAACCUGUGAAAUUUUCCAGUGUAGUGUAUUUUAUCCCUCACAUUAUUGGAUGUAUUGAAAUAUAUUCUCUUAUUUUUUUCUGAA
Molecule: messenger RNA, 5331 nt
Organism: Penaeus chinensis
Lineage: Eukaryota; Metazoa; Arthropoda; Malacostraca; Decapoda; Penaeidae
Exons: 9
Coding region: 883-3393 (836 amino acids)
Source: RefSeq, a predicted model, not a curated record